UUUCAUUACUAACUUCUUAAUCAUGGCAGACGUCGUUUUCUUUGAACCACGAAAGGGGAACGUGUUUGUGACUUCUGGCGGAUCGACAAAGCAACUCUCCAACCAAACCAAUAGGAGAGUGGCGUACAAGUUCGUUUUUCCACCGGACUCCAGCUUUUUUGCUAAACCUGAGCAAAUGUACGGUUUCGUGCCUAAAGGAGGAAAGAUCAGCGUAACACUUUACAGAAAGCCAGGAAAAGGGACUACAGAAAAAAUGAAAAUUCAAUUUGCCGCAGUCGAUGAAGCCGCUAGAGACCCACAAGCAAGCUUUGCUACAGGGAGCCCAAUGGGAGAAUUUGCAGGAGAAACGGAUGUUACCCUAGUAGGCACAGAAUGAAUGAAAUGAUGAUGUUGACAGGAGUGAAUAAAGCCC
Messenger RNA from Cylicocyclus nassatus, 412 nucleotides. The record is from the annotation of a GenBank genome assembly. NCBI's taxonomy places the organism in Eukaryota, Metazoa, Nematoda, Chromadorea, Rhabditida, Strongylidae.